UUUAUGGGUAUCAUUAGGCUGUACGGGAAGUUGUCUAGGUCAUUUAAAUAAAAAUAUUUUUGAUUUGACCACUUGUCAAUGUGGUGAUUUGUACAUGGACUUGUUUGUUAUUUAUUACAUUAAUAUAUUUAAAUACGGGUUUUAUUUAUUAAACUAAUUUGCAUUUACAUGAAACUGUAGACAUUCCAGUGAAUUUUAUUGUAACCGUUAUUAGUUUUAUCUUGACACGAAUAAUAGCACCAGUACCAGUUGUCUUCGGGAGAUUGGACGUGAUCGGAUUAGUUUCCAUGGCUGUGAUAUGGAAUAACAAGCUGAAAUGGCACACUGGCUACAGUGCCGAUUCGGUCGAAUGGUGUCCUAUUGACGGAUAUCGCAAUGUGCUGGUCUGCGGCACGUAUCAACUCGAGAAAAAGGAUGAAGUUGAACAAUCAUCAAGACAGAUCAGGCUCGGGAAAAUAUACCUGUUCAUCGUCAAUAAGGACACUACUGAAUUAUGCCCCAUUCAAACCGUGGAUACUUCUGGAAUAUUAGACCAGAAAUGGUGUUACCAUACAAUCCAGGACUACCCAGUUUUGGCUGUAGUCACAUCGCAGGGAUUUAUUGAACUUUACCGCUUAGUUCAGGAGGGUACCAUAAGUCUGAAAUUAUGGACAAAUUUAAGUCUCGGUCAAGAUAUUUUAGCUUUGUCGGUUGACUGGUCGACAAAUAAAACACCGUCUGCGGAACCUUCGCUGGUUGUCAGUGACUCGUUAGGUGGAAUUACCGUAUUAAAACUUAUAGUAGACGGCUUACAGAAAAUUGGAAGUUGGAAAGGUCAUAAUUUUGAGGCGUGGAUAACUGCUUUCAAUUAUUGGAAUACGAACACAUUUUAUUCAGGCGGUGACGACUGUAUUUUCAAGGUAUACGAUAUGAGAGUAUCUGACGACGCAGUUAUUGUGAAUAGAAGACACGAAGCAGGCGUCACAACUAUAAGAAGUCACAUUGAAGUGGAACAUCAAUUACUGACUGGCAGUUACGAUGAAAAAGUACGUUUGUGGGACGCAAGAAAUCUUAGGCAAAGCGUCACUGAAACCGAAGUAAAUGGCGGAGUUUGGCGCCUAAAAUUUCAUCCUUACAAACCCACUACGAUUCUGGCAGCUUGCAUGUACGGCGGGUUCCGGAUACUGCGAUUUGAGGAACAAACACUAAGUGUUGUUUGCGAGUACCUCGAACAUGAGAGUAUUGCGUAUGGUGCAGAUUGGCAGUUCGAUGAAGAAUCUUUAGUUGCUACUUGUUCAUUUUACGAUUGUAAGUUACAUAUUGGACAAAUUAUAUUCUGAUUUACUA
Messenger RNA from Galleria mellonella (greater wax moth), 1326 nucleotides. Its product is annotated as diphthine methyltransferase. The transcript has 5 exons. NCBI's taxonomy places the organism in Eukaryota, Metazoa, Arthropoda, Insecta, Lepidoptera, Pyralidae. The record is from RefSeq and is a predicted model, not a curated record. Gene Ontology annotation, molecular function: protein binding. The coding region runs from base 288 to 1319 and encodes 343 amino acids.